Messenger RNA from Penicillium robsamsonii, 645 nucleotides. RefSeq lists its product as uncharacterized. Bases 1 to 645 code for a protein of 214 amino acids. The transcript has 2 exons. NCBI's taxonomy places the organism in Eukaryota, Fungi, Ascomycota, Eurotiomycetes, Eurotiales, Aspergillaceae. The record is from RefSeq and is a predicted model, not a curated record.
AUGUCUUCCAAAUUAAGCAAAUAUGAGCCUAUUGAGCCUGAAGAUAUCACCCGCUCGAGAUAUCCUAUAACACAGCGAACACCCAAGCUCAUAUGGAUUGUGUUCGCCGCAUCUAUCGCCAUCUGUGCUGCGGCCAUUACUUUCUUAGCAGUAGAAAUCCGAUGGUACUCGGUUACAACCUACAUGCAGUCGCCCUAUCCGCAGUUUGAAUCUCAAAAGUACACAUGCGGCAAUUCGACCGAGGAAGCAAAACGAAGAGGGUGUACCUUUGACGUCUUAUCUAUGAACUGGCUUCCAGAACAGUGUGCUCGCGACGAGACACAGGAGUUUAUCGAUUACGCAGUCAACGAGACCUGGGUUUACUAUCGGGAUAGACAUGCAGAACAUCCAAUCGAGGGUGCGGAUGAGUUGUCGGAGUUGGGGGAUAAAUUUUGGUGGUCAACGCAGAGGGAGCACCUGGUGCAUUGCGCAUUCAUGAUCUUGAGGCUCCACAAAGUCCUCGAGCGAGGUGGGAAAAUUGAUCAUCUAACGGGGAGCUUUGGUCAUACAAAGCAUUGUGUGAUGAUGUUGUUAGAGGCCAGCAAGGCGGAUCCCGAGAAUGACAAGGUAAACACGCCUGGAAAUAUUGCUCUUGGGUCAUGUUGA